This is a messenger RNA of Notothenia coriiceps (black rockcod), 1557 nucleotides long. It is a transcript of the gene taf7, whose product is annotated as TAF7 RNA polymerase II, TATA box binding protein (TBP)-associated factor. Gene Ontology annotation, biological process: RNA polymerase II preinitiation complex assembly; transcription initiation at RNA polymerase II promoter. The transcript has 12 exons. The record is from RefSeq and is a predicted model, not a curated record. Lineage: Eukaryota; Metazoa; Chordata; Actinopteri; Perciformes; Nototheniidae. Gene Ontology annotation, molecular function: RNA polymerase II general transcription initiation factor activity. Gene Ontology annotation, cellular component: transcription factor TFIID complex. The coding region runs from base 153 to 1241 and encodes 362 amino acids.
AUCACCAUCCCAUAUUUCUCUCAGCCAUGUUAAUGUCAGCUUCGUGUUGGUAAGCUGUGUUGUCUAUUAAUCAAACCCAACAUAUUUGGGCAUUCUUUUUUACGAUUUAAGCUGAUUUGGGCCCCUUUACUGUCCAAAUUACAGCAACGAAGAUGACAUCUAAAGUGAAAGUGGGGAAGGCCGGCUCAAAGAAUAAGGAGGACGCUCCUUAUGAGUUGGAGAGUCAGUUUGUCCUGAGGCUUCCUUCGGAGUACGCCUCGACAGUAAGAAGGAUUGCACAGUCAAGCAGCCAGAACAUUAAAGACAGACUCACCAUCGAGUUGCAUCCUGAUGGUCGUCACGGCAUAGUGCGAGUCGACCGCGUCCCUCUGGCCUGCAAACUGGUGGAUCUGCCCUGUAUGAUUGAGUCUCUGAAAACCGUGGACAAGAAGACAUUUUACAAGACUGCAGAUGUCUGCCAGAUGCUGGUAUGUACACUAGAUGGAGACCUUUACCCUCCUUUAGAGGAGCCAACUGGAACCGACCCCAAGAGCAAGAAGAAGGACAAAGAUAAGGACAAGAAAUUUGUUUGGAACCACGGCAUUACUUGCCCCCUGAAGAACACACGCAAGAGAAGAUUUAGGAAAACUGCAAAAAAGAAGUACAUUGAAUCUCCUGAUGUGGAAAAGGAGGUGAAGAGAUUGCUGAGCACAGACGCUGAUGCUGUCAAUGUUCGGUGGGAAAUCAUCGCAGAAGAUGAGUCCAAGGAAGGCGAUCAGCACGGCUCGCUCGCCAAUCUGGACUCCUCGCCCGGCACCUCGGGACACAAGAUGGGUCAUGGAUCCUCUGCCCAGCGUGACGAACUGAGGGAGAUCUUCAACGACAUCAGCAGCUCCAGUGAGGAUGAGGAGGACGAAGGGGACCGGCACGAGGACGAGGACCUGAACAUCAUGGACACGGAGGAUGAUCUGGUUCGACAACUCCAGGAGAAACUCAACGAGGCGGAUUCUGCACAGCAUGAAAGUGAUAGGAACAACCAGAUAGUUAUGGAGUAUCAGGUGCAGAUCAACAGCGUCAGGGGCAAGCUGCAGGACACCCGCGCCCGAAAGAAACAGCAGGAGGAGCUCAUCAUGAAAGUGGAGAACCAGGCCCUCAAAAACCGCUUCCAAGCUUUGUUGGAUGAGAUUAUUCUGCAGGAGGAGCGGGAGAUGGAGCAGCUGGCCUCCCUGCAGGAGCAGCUGGACUCUCUGAUAGAGAAGUGACCACCAGGGGGCAGCCUCCUGUCGUCUUCAGCCUCUCUCACACACACACACUCAUGAAGAGGAAGAGGAGAAUAGUCUUCAUCAGGGAGGAGGGAGUCUUUAUUAGCUUACUUGCUGUGUCAUUUCCUUGCAGUACAUACGUUUUCUGUAUUAAGUCAAUAUUUGUAUCAGGUUGACACCGUGUGUUGUUUAUGACUGUAUGAUGUGAGUAUUUAAUUGGUUUCAGCUGUAAAAAUAUUUGUUUUUCCAUCUUAAACUUAACUUUUGUGUAUUUCACCACCUGUAUGAAGAAUAAAUGACAGUGAUACAAAGUGAA